GGGUAAUGGGCAAAUGAUCAUAAAUAAUUGCGCUUCCCAUCUUUUGAAACAAAUAGGGAAAAAAAAGAAGAUAUAGUCUGUGCUAACAGGUAACCCGUCGAGGAAAGUAAUGUUGAAGAUUCAAAAGACUAUAUCAAAUUUAUUUUGGGUAAAAUAAUCUUAUGGCAGCUGUAAUACCAACAGUUACUAAGGUAUCCCCAAGAAUAACGAGAAUAUUAGGAUGUAACCCAAGUUCUAUGACUCUCCAAGGUACCAAUACCUAUGUGCUGGGCACUGGAAAAAGGCGGAUUUUAAUUGAUACUGGGGACGAAGGCAUUUCACAGUAUGUAAGUCAUUUAAGUAAUGUUUUAAAUGAGGAGAAUAUAGAGUUGGCUCAUAUUUUUCUGAGUCACUGGCAUCAUGAUCAUGUAGGCGGUUUGACAGACAUUAUAAGUAAAUUGGGCAUCAGAAUAAAGGACUGUCAUGUUUGGAAAUUUCCAAGAUUGGAUGCUGAAGAUAUAGUACAAAAAUUUGAGUUAUUUGAAGAUGGUCAAGAGUUUGUAGUCGAAGGUGCUACAGUGAAAGUAUUCCACACUCCUGGUCAUUCAACUGAUCAUGCUGUGUUUCAUCUGUUGGAAGAUAAUGCUGUAUUUAGUGGGGAUUGCAUACUGGGAGAAGGUACAUCAAUAUUUGAAAACCUGUAUGACUAUAUGAAAUCUUUAAAUCUGAUUUUAAAACUUCAACCUUGCGUCAUUUUUCCUGGACAUGGCAACAUUAUUUAUGACCCUGCCGAGAGGCUUAAGUAUUAUUUGUCUCAUCGUCAACAGAGGGAGGAUCAAAUUAUUGAGGUUUUAAAAAAGAAUAUAGGCAAAGGUUUUACCGAAAAUGCACUAGUGUUGGCCAUAUACACAGGUUUGUCUGAAAAACUAGUCAAAGCUGCUGAGUAUAAUGUUAAUCAUCACCUGCAGAAACUGUUAAAGGAAGGUAAAGUUCUACAAAUUGGAGAAUUAUGGCAGUAUAAUAAAUUGUAAUAUAUAU
Cylas formicarius (sweet potato weevil) is the source of this 1017-nucleotide messenger RNA. RefSeq names its product beta-lactamase-like protein 2 homolog. The transcript is spliced from 4 exons. Lineage: Eukaryota; Metazoa; Arthropoda; Insecta; Coleoptera; Brentidae. Gene Ontology annotation, molecular function: RNA endonuclease activity; single-stranded RNA binding. The record is from RefSeq and is a predicted model, not a curated record. The coding region runs from base 162 to 1010 and encodes 282 amino acids. Gene Ontology annotation, cellular component: mitochondrial matrix.